Messenger RNA from Puntigrus tetrazona (Sumatra barb), 3807 nucleotides. Its product is annotated as complement C1q and tumor necrosis factor-related protein 9-like. Lineage: Eukaryota; Metazoa; Chordata; Actinopteri; Cypriniformes; Cyprinidae. The record is from RefSeq and is a predicted model, not a curated record. The transcript has 5 exons. The coding region runs from base 707 to 2071 and encodes 454 amino acids. Gene Ontology annotation, molecular function: protein binding.
UAUUAUUAUUAUUAUAACAAAAAUCAAAGGUCGAUAAGCUUUUUUUCUUGUUUGUUGUUGGUUUUUUAAAUAUUUUGAACGUGUCAACAAACGACUUAUUUUAAGUCAUAACAUGUUGAUUUAGUGCGUAAUGAUCUGGGAAACGACGAGCGUCAGAACUGUACGAAAUAAAUAGCACGGCCAUCGCGCUUCAAUAAAUUCAGUGUGCCGCUAUAGCUGUCAAAAUAAAAGAUUAAAAUAACAAAUGCACUGCUGCAUUAUGGGAUACUCUUCACAGAUCUGUGAUAAGAUAUUCCAGGUAUUGCCUGUCACAUAUUCUGUUGACUGGAAGAGAAUCCUCUGUGUUUGUGUGUGUGUGAGAUCUGACCUGGAUUGGGUCGGAGGCCUGCCGUGUUCCCAUGCUUCCCUGUAUUAUAAAUCAUCUCCAGAGACGCAGCAGCUCUCUCCUGUUACAGUCCUGACGGAGCCGCGCCUGCUCUCACACUGCUGUGUCACACACACAAAGGCAGAAGCUGUUUUCUCUCCACUAUAUUAUUACUCAUGAUAUUCUGGCCUAAUGAGGUCGCAGAGAAUGGAGAGAGAAAAAAAUCCCAAGUCCCAGCGGUCAAAUACACACAAACACGCUCGCGCAGGUGCGGGUAUAUAAGUGCAGGUGGUCAGAACAUUAGAGAUUUUUUUCACACACUUGGAGUGAAGAAGAGUGAAGAUGCUGCUUCACUGGAACAUGGACAUGAGGAGUAUCGUGGGGGUGUUGGUGUGUUUGUCUUUUGGCCAGUGUGUUUUACUUCCUGAACUCCGUGCAACAGAUUUGGGGUUAUUGCCCACUGACAACGGGACGCAGGGACAAACUGGACAAACGGGAUAUGCUGAGCCUGAUUUGUCCUAUUGUCAGAUGAUUCUGGAAGCUCCGGUUCCACCCACAGCGGACCAAGUACCCUGGUUCUGCAUCUGCUCCGCUUGCUCCGGAAACCAAGGCCAGAAAGGAGACAGAGGCGAUCGCGGGCUGCCAGGAAUUCCUGGUAGUCCAGGUCCAAGAGGCCUCACUGGGUUUCCUGGCCGUCCAGGAUUCACAGGACGUCCCGGCAUCAAGGGUGAGAAAGGUGACAUUGGAGAUAAGGGUGACGUUGGUUAUCCUGGAGUUUCAGGGCCGAAGGGAGACAGGGGAUAUAAAGGUGAGAAGGGAGACCGUGGUCUUGAUGGUCCUUCGGGAGACCAGGGUCCAAAAGGAGAAGAUGGCCAGUGCCCAGAAACCUGUGAGCCUUUACCAGGGCCAGCUGGUGAGCCGGGUCUUCCCGGUCCUGCAGGUGCACGGGGAUUACCUGGGCUGAACGGAGACCCUGGUGCCAAAGGGAUGAAGGGCGAUCCGGGUGUGUCGGGGGAUCCUGGCAUUCAAGGUGUACCAGGGCAAAAGGGUGACCAAGGUCCACAGGGCCUGUGCAAUUGUAAGGAUGGGGCUCCAGGAGCUCAGGGUCAAACAGGUCAAAAGGGUACAAAGGGAGACCAGGGUACAACAGGGACAACGGGUCAAACUGGACCCACAGGACCUAAAGGUGCUCAGGGAGACAUUGGAAUGACUGGUAUGCCCGGACCUUGUUCACCCACCGUGCAAUCUGGUUUCUCUGCUGCUUUGCUCACCUCCUAUCCUACACCAAGCCGCCCGGUGCCUUUCAAGCGAAUCGUGCUUAAUUUAAACCAGAACUACAACCCUGAUAACGGCGUCUUCACUGCCCCGGUUAACGGAACCUACGUGUUUAGCUACCAUCUGCAGGUGUCCACCCGUAUGCUAAAGGUUGGACUCUUCCACAACUUCGAGGCCGUGGUGAGGACAACUACGCCAGUGGAAAUGAACACCGCCUCUCAACAGGUGGUGAUGAGUCUGAGCCAGGGUGACUGGGUGUGGGUGCAGGUGAAAGACACCACAACUAAUGGCAUGUUCACGGGCAGCGAGGCCAGCAGCACAUUCAGCGGGUUUUUGUUGUACCCAGACAAAUGUGAUGACAUGUUUGGAAGAGAUGUCCCUGAUUUCUUUGGACGGCAGUUCCCUGAAGGUGAUCUUCCCUGGGCAAAGUAAUAAAGACCCACAUGUAUAUCUUACCCUCUUACCCGACACCCUAAACCCCUAACCAACCCCUACAUUCUAAACCACCACCUACAACCCAGAAAAGGGGCAGCCAAUCAAGCCCGUUGAGGGCUACCAUCCUGCAGAUUUUAGCUCCAGCCAUAUUCAAAGACAACAGCUAAUCAAGGUGCUCUGGAUUACGUCAAAGUAGCAGACAAGUGUGUUGAAGCAGGUCUGGAACUGAAGAAUGCAGGAAGGUAGCUCUCCAAAAGCAGGGUUGGAGACCCUUGGACUUAGACCCUAAACUCUUAGCCUAUACCCUGAAAUAUACCAUUAUAACCCAAACUCUUAACUUACGCCCUUUUAAACUUAAACUUUACAAGUUCACUAGAGCUAUGCCCAGCAUUCUAAACCUUCACCCAAACUUUUAUCUACGGCCAAGACCUAAACCAACAUUCUAAACCUAAACAUUAAAUGACUCUCUAGACCUGCACCCUAAUCUUCUAACCUACACCCAGACUUUUAUCUACACCCUAGACCUACACCCAACAUCCUAAAUCUUCGCCCAAACUUUUAUCUAUGUCCUAGACCUAUCUACAUCCAACAUUCUAAACCCAAACAUUAAUCGCCCAAACUUUUAGCUAUGUAAAAAGUCUUCGCCCAAACUUUUAUCUAUGUCCUAGACCUAUCUACAUCCAACAUGCUAAACCCAAACAUUAAUUGACUCCCUAUUGUACCAUAAUCUGUUAACCUACACCCAAACUUUUAUCUACACUCUAGACCUACCUACAACCAACAUUCUAAUCUACAUCAACUCCCUAAACUGUUAACCUACACCCAAAUUCUAAGUCUUAACCCAAACAUUUAAUUACACCCUAAACCUAACCUUUUAUGAACUCCCUGGACCUGCACCCAAAUGUAAUCUACACCCAACAUUUUAACUUUUACCCACACUCUCCAACUCUUAACCAAACCUCUAAAAUGAUCCAUUUCUCAACCUCAACCCCAAAAUAUGAACCUGUAUAGAUUCUAUAAUAUCCCAGAUUACAUGUAGAUUCUAUUUUAAGACACUUUAUGUAGUUUGAAUGUAGCAGCAAACCUUUGUCUGAAAGCAGAGCGUUUGGAAUGAAUUAGUUCUCCAGGUGGAUAUGUGCGGUGUUUAUUUACAGUGCAUGUCCCGUAACUUGAUUAGCUGCAUUAUGACCCAACAAUGCACAGUGAGGUGGAUCAGGCGGGAGGUUGCUCCCUUGACAGGCAUGUUUUCAGCCGGAUGUUUGUAAAGAAUGAAAAAUGAGCAGGAACACACCAAUCAGCUGUUUAAUCAUCCUUCCAGCUAUUCAGUGGACACACACUGUGAAUAAGAGUGAAAAUGAGAACGAGAACAGGAAAACUGGGUGGGCCUGAGCAUGUAUGUGUGUGAAGCAUUCGAGAGGUACAAGAAAGAGAGGUGUUAUCUUACACACUUGAAGUGUUAAACACCUCAUUGAGCGAGAAAGAGAGCCUAUUUACUUCGGGCUUAUAUCUUUUGAUCGUGGAUUAUUCAGCCACACAAUAGCAUGUCGGGAAACCUCUUAUGGUGUUGCCUAUGUGGGUCCGGGGAAGAGGGGGGCCACCCAAAAAGACGUCCUGGGUGCUGUGAAUUUUAACAGUGACCGUGUAACAAUAUGACACAGCACAACAUGUUCGUGCUCAUGUUCUGUGUAUUGAUUACCCCUAUGUUUCCAAUAAAUUGUAAACUAUUAAUCCGA